GUAACUGAGAACAAGUUGAGUUGAACAUUUGACAUUUUUAAUAGCUUUUUGGCACUUUGGUCUGCUGUGGUGCAGUUGUAAGAUGGUCGCUUCCUGGGUGGAGAUAUUCGUCUCUGACACUUUUGACAAAAAAAGCCACAGUAAGAAGAUGCAUUCAGCCCAGAAAGACACCACUUUCACCAAGAUCUUCGUGGGAGGUCUCCCUUACCACACCACGGAUUCGAGUCUCAGGAAAUACUUUGAGGUGUUUGGGGACAUCGAGGAGGCUGUGGUCAUCACAGAUCGCCAGACUGGGAAGUCCAGGGGUUAUGGAUUUGUGACCAUGGCAGAUCGGGCCUCAGCUGACCGAGCCUGCAAAGACCCCAACCCCAUUAUUGAUGGCAGGAAAGCCAAUGUGAACCUGGCCUACCUGGGAGCCAAGCCCAGGGUCAUACAGCCAGGCUUUGCAUUUGGCGUGCCUCAGAUCCACCCAGCAUUCAUUCAGAGGCCGUAUGGGAUCCCGGCUCACUAUGUCUACCCUCAGGCUUUUGUCCAACCCAGUGUGGUGAUCCCUCACGUACAACCUUCUUCUGCCUCGGCAACAGCUGCUGCAGCCGCCGCCACCUCUCCCUACCUUGACUACACUGGAGCAGCGUACGCUCAGUACUCUGCAGCAGCCACCGCCGCCGCCGCAGCCGCCGCCGCCUAUGAACAGUAUCCAUACGCAGCCUCCCCCGCGCCGACGGGCUACAUGACCACAGCCGGCUAUGGCUACACGGUCCAGCAGCCGCUCGCCACUGCCGCCACCCCUGGUGCUGCCGCCGCUGCUGCCGCCUUCAGCCAGUACCAGCCACAGCAGCUCCAGACAGAUCGCAUGCAGUAAAAUAAAAAAUACCUCAGAGACGCAGGUGACAGAAAGUUACUAUAAGAGGUGGAAGGAUCUAGAAUGAGGGUUGUCAGCACCAGCUUUUAACUUCAAAAGUGAAGAAUGUCACCACAAGUGCAAAUACUGUAUUUUAUUCAAAUUAGAUCAGUGUUUUUUUCCACUGUUAAAUAUUUAAUAUUUAUACAUCACAAAAAAAAUAUUUACAAACUGGACUUCAUUAUAUUUUGUAUAUAUGAUAUGUUCCCAAGUGCAUUCAUGUCUUAUGAGCAGUUGUCUUCCCCGCUAUACCAAAACAUGCAGCAUGUGCAUUUUUUCAGUAUUUCACAGUUUUGGACCCGUAUUUGUAUCCCGUGAAUCUAUGCAGACGACCGCCCUCUAGUAAAAAAAAAAAAAAAAAAAAGUCUUCAUAGCAAAUGAGACAAAUUGUUGAGGCUGAAGCUGGAGCGGAGUGGGGGGGGGGGUAAAGCGCUUACCUUUAUAUAAAUGCACCUCAAAAGCAAGCUCAGCAAAAAAAAUAAGUCAAAUGUGAAUCUUUUCAUUUUGUUUUCCGAAUGUGCCUUUUUAAAUUAUUUACUAUUUAUUAUGGAAGCUUACAAUAAAAACCCUCACUUUUUGUGUUUGUGUGUUUAGUUAGAUCCACUGCAACAUUCAUACUGUGGAUCUUAAAACAAAGCGCUACAAUUUGUAUAAAGAAUGAGUGGAAAACUAGCAAUAACGUGUGUAGAUUUAUUAUAUUUUUCUUGUAGACUCAAAUGUACUUUUUUUAUACUUUACCAGUUUGAUAAAGCAAUGUAUGUUUUUUUUUCCAACCCUCUGAUGACGUGUGACAUUGUGAAAUGCAAGGUGUUCAUUAUGCUUUGCAUUUUCUAAUGCAUGACUCAAAAUACAAGUAGGAUGUGAAAUAAAAGGAAAUUCCAAACCAAAUCUUUUAGUUAUGUGUAUUGUACUGGACACACUUUGAAAUCAUCUCAAUGUUUUGAAUCAAAAAUACAUUAACAAAUGUUUACAUGUGCAUUGACGAAUUACCGCGAUAACAUGGUAUUAAUAAUCAUUUCAUUACUUUCAUUUUUUUUCAUUCAAACACUUGUUUCAAAACAACUAAUUACACCAAGCUCAUAGUUUUGGGUUUGGUUUUCACUUGAAAUAUUACGGCAUAUAGUUAUAUCACACUUCAUGU
Molecule: messenger RNA, 2042 nt
Organism: Dunckerocampus dactyliophorus (ringed pipefish)
Lineage: Eukaryota; Metazoa; Chordata; Actinopteri; Syngnathiformes; Syngnathidae
Gene: rbm24b
Product: RNA binding motif protein 24b
Exons: 5
Coding region: 83-862 (259 amino acids)
Cellular component (GO): cytosol
Molecular function (GO): mRNA 3'-UTR binding
Source: RefSeq, a predicted model, not a curated record